GCAGAUUCAGGAGAAUCCGGAACUGUAGAAGGACUUGUGCUGAUCGUUUAAUCGAAAGUAAAAAUGUCCACAGUGGAGUUUCUGAUCAACUUUGUCAACGAGCGGCUGUCUGCUGCCGUGGAUGAAAUUUUCACGGUGUUUGAAAACACGAUCGUCAAGUACGAGCAGGACAUCGAGCGGCAGCGCAGGCUGCUGGAGAGCUUCUGGAAGCCGGAGAUCAAGCUGCACAGGAUCGACCACCCACAGCUCCACGUCACUGCAGCAGAGAAGCUUCUUCCUAAAAAGCGUCUCUGUAACCAGGAGAGGAACUGCAGCCUGAACCAGGAGGAACCAGGGCCUCCUCAUGUUAAACAAAAACACAAGAAACUGUUGUCCAAUCAGCAAGAACCAAAGCGUCCACAGAUCAAAGAACAGCACAAACUCAGGAGGGAGGGAGUGCAGUCGGCACUGAAGCGUCACGCCGAGAGCUUGGUGGUGACUCCUGUUUAUGAGGAACAUAGAGAACAGGAACCAAACGAUGGCCAGAUUCUCUUUCACAGCUCCCCAAACUGGAGGCUGAUAGGAAGCAAGCACGUGAGGUCAGGAUCAGCCGCAAACGUGCACGAGAAACAAAGAAGGAAGCGCAGAAGAAAGGCCAAUAAAAGAAACUGUAGAAAACUGUCACACAUCCAGGAGUCAGCAUAAAAAAGUCUGCAAAAUGUGAAGUGGGUAAAAAAAAGCUUUAUGAAAAAGUCCCAAAUGCUGAAGCUUCCCAGGAUCCGCACACGUGAAGCUGCACACGUGAAGCUGCACACGUGAAGCUGCACACGUGAAGCUGCACACGUGAAGCUGCACA
Messenger RNA from Neolamprologus brichardi, 835 nucleotides. RefSeq lists its product as uncharacterized. The record is from RefSeq and is a predicted model, not a curated record. NCBI's taxonomy places the organism in Eukaryota, Metazoa, Chordata, Actinopteri, Cichliformes, Cichlidae.